Messenger RNA from Heterobilharzia americana, 3372 nucleotides. The record is from the annotation of a GenBank genome assembly. NCBI's taxonomy places the organism in Eukaryota, Metazoa, Platyhelminthes, Trematoda, Strigeidida, Schistosomatidae.
AUGCCUGUCAAAUCAGAUAUGAAAGACAAAACGCCACAAUCAGAAGCAAAAGAUAAAUCUAAGAAAGGAAGAUACAGCCUGAAGAAAUUGUUAGACCGUAGCCGUUUCUCACCUAGUUUACUCUUUUUAUCAAAAUCUUUCGCGAGUAAAUCAACUGAAACACCAAAUGAUGAACAGCGUAAAUCUGUUCAUGAUGAUAUGAUGGAAAUCAAUGCAAAUAUUGAAACUUCAGCUUCUUCAUCACCACAUUCCUAUUCCCCUAAUUACAGAAGGCGGUUAACAGCUUCUGUUCCAUUCGAUCGUUCCUCUGGUUCACCGAUAAUUACUAGUACAGCGUUUCGAAAUCCUGCUUGUGGUAGUGGUCAUGCAAGUCCUAAUUCAGAAUUUAUUGUUGAAGAAGAAUAUGAAGAGUCUUUAGUACAAUUUGCUGAUAUUAUAUUAGAUGGAUUUAAAAGUCGAUCAAAUCCAAGUUCAAGAAAAUCUCCAGACACUUUUUCUGCUUGGUCUGAUGCUGCUUUGCCAAUUAGACAUGCUGUACCUAUACAUUGCACAUCAGUACCAUUCACUUGUCGUAGUGGUGUUGAUAUGCAUCAUCAACAGAAACAACACAGUCAACAACAUGUACAACUGACUGAAACACCUGAUAUUACACCACCACCGACUAAUUUCGGUUCUUAUGAAAAAUCAUGUAAAAAUAACACUAUCAACUUUAAAGAUACUGGAAAUAUUCUAGGCAAUAUCAAUCCAACUGGAAUAUAUAAUGAACCGUGUGAUGCUAAACCCACUGUAGAUACAGAUGAUCCAGUAACAAUUUAUACAACCAGGAAUGCUGUGAUGAAAAUUACACCCAUUGGGGUCAAUCAUUUUGAAAACAGUCUACCCACCAAUGACAAUUGUAGCCAUCAUGUUGACCAUCAUGACUGUGGUUGUACUCAACAUCAUGUUAACUCGUUGGAGACAACACCAACAGCCAGCACGCCUUUACUUCCUUCAACAAUAAAAACAACGACAGAAUCACUUCAAGGUAAUCAUUCACCAUCACCUAUCUCUUGUAUCACUCCUUUGGUGAAUACUAGUGAAAUUCAUGUGAUCAGUAACUCCGUUGGCAUUCAAUCGAAAAGUAAUAAUAAUAAUUCACAAUCUAGUGUUUGCUUUGCCAGUUCACCUCGUGGUAACACUGUUAUUACACAUCACCCAGCUAGCCCUUUUGCACGUGUUCCUCGUGGUCCAAUUCUGAAGAAUGAAAUAAAUUCAAAAGUACCAAUGCAGUCAGUACAAUCAUCAGCAUUCAAGGCCAGUAUCACUUCAACACCUGUCACAGCAACUGCCACCACCACCACCACCAUCGUUGCUAUUAAUACUACCAGUUACUCUGACAAUGUCUCUUCUGCUAACACCUCCAUGGUUGGUUUAUCGCCUGUUCAGACUGAAUUUUCGCUGAAUUCUUCUGACUCUUCGUCAAAACAACCUUUUCACAUAAAUGGAAGUCGAGAAACGAAUGUUUUGUGUAAUGAGUCUAACCAGCUAAGACAUGGAGAAGAUAAAAUCAAAUCGGUUAGUACUCAAAGUCCUGUAAAUAACCGAAAUAAUCCAAUGGGAUCAGGACGUACACGUUCCAGUGUAUGCAGUUCUUAUCCAACUUAUGAAGAAGCUUGGGAUUUAAAAUUAGCUCGUCAAUUGGGGAUUGGUGUAUCACGUUUACCGUCUAUUAUUCCAAUUUCGUCAACUAUUCCAAAUUAUGUUCCAUCUCUUCCUUCUAUUCCAUCUGAUGUUACAGUUGUAGAUAGAUCAUCUGUUAUUUUAGGCCAAGAUAAUCAGCGAAAUGUAAUAUCUCCUCAAUCUUUAUCACUUUAUAAUAGAGAACAGUUGAAUGAAAGAAAAUCUAUCCUCCUUUCUAAUGAUUCACAUUCAAUAGAAUCUAAUUUAAAAUUACUAAAUGUUACAUCUUCAGAUGAUAAGUUAACAAAAUUGACUAACAAUAAUUCAGAAGUAUUAAUUAAUGAUGACGUAAAUGAUGAUGGUGAUAAAAAUCUUGUUUGUAAUUCCAAAGAAAUAACUACCGGUCAAUUGAAUCGAAAAUCAGCUAAUGGUGGUGGUGGUAGUGGUAUCAAUCGAUUAUUUUAUCAUAAUGAACAUUCACAUUUGAGUUCACAUUCUAGUCAUAUGGCAAAUGGGAAAACAGAUUUGACAGAGAACAAUGGGGAAUACGAUUAUGCUUACAAUGGUUCAUGGAGUAUGGGCGUUAAGUUCAAUUUAAAUCUGGCCAUUAACAACUCUUCUAAUGAUUCUUCGGUCAUACCGAUUACACCAAAAUAUACGAAUACAAUGACAACAGCAUUAACUAAAACUGUCAAAUCAAAUCAGGCUGAUAUUCAAUCAAGUAUUCAUUAUCCCGGUUCAAGUAAUCUUUUUCAUCCAACUUCCUCCGCUCCACCAAUUAUUCCAUCUCAUCAUCGUCAACAUCAUCAAUUACAGCAUGGAUUAUCUUCUAGUCAAUCACAUCAAUCUACUAGAUUAAAUUCAGUUAAAAAUGAAGAUGAUUUCAAAUGUAAACCAAUAAGUCAGCCGGUUAUAUCAAAUGAUUUGGAUAGUGUUUCAACAGACAGUUGUGAUGAAUCUUGGGAUACUCGACAUGGUCAACUAGUCUCUGAACUGAUGCGUGGACGUUUUAUAGAUCCUUCAGUGAUUAUUCCAACUACUGGUAAAGUGACCAAUACAAUACCAGCAGUAACAACAAUGGCAAUGAAUCCUGAAUCCUCUUGUCUACCCGAAACAAAUAUACUCGCAGUUCCUAAUCCAGCAUCAUCUUCAUCCUGCACCUCAUCAUCUCUGUCAUCGUCGUCGUCGUCCUCCUCUUCGUCCUCUACUUCUACAUCAUCGUCAACAUCACAUGUUAUUCUAUCUUCUCCUCCUCUUCCUUCUUCUCAAUGUACGAAUUCUGUAUCUGACCAGUUUACAACAUCUAGUGGAUUACGUUACCCACUGAAUAAGGUGAAGGCAUUAUCUAGUCAACAUAAUUUGCCGAAAGGUUUACCUGCUAAUUUGGAAACAUUACCGCUUGAAGAACAACUAUGGUUUCAUCCGUCGCUAACACGAUCUGAAGCUGAAGAGUUGAUCCGUAAUGAACCAGAAGGUAGUUUUCUUGUUCGUCCCAGUGAAACAUGUCCAAAUGACUUCUCGUUAACAAUCAAACAUAAAUCUUUUUUACAUAUGAAAAUAUCAAGAAAUAGUGCUGGCCAGUUUAUUCUAGGUGAAUACAGUCAACCGUAUACAAGUGUAUCACAAAUGAUUUAUCAUUAUGCACGAACACUUGUCCCAGUACUCGGUGCCUAUUCAGUUACAUUGACUCAUCCUGUAUUUAAAAGAACUUAA